CUCAUUUCAGGACUUGAACUCACUCUCAUUCACCCAUCAAGACCUCAAUCCAAAAAAAAACCACCAUCAUAACACCCCAGGCCAUCAUUACAUUUGGCAUUCUGAACCACAGACAUCACUGAUCAACUGCCAGAAGACCUGAAUCACCACCACCUCUCACGCCUCUUUACAAGGAGCUGAGAAUUUACCUCCUCUUACGCAACCCAACCCCACCUAGAAAAUUCAUCCAUCUAUCCAAAGGCAAACCUCGAAAGAAAAGAAAAACCAAGAAAGAGAAACCAAAAAAAACACCAUGGCAACCCACACCCACUCUCACGACGGCCCAGGCGCCCACAGCCACUCCCACGAAGGCCUCACCACAGGCACCUUCAACGCCCAAGAACACGGCCACUCGCACGAGAUCCUCACAGGCCCAGGCUCCUACCUUGGCCGCGAGAUGCCCAUCGUGCAGGGCCGCAGCUGGGCCGGGCGCGCCUUCACAGUCGGCAUCGGCGGGCCCGUAGGCUCCGGCAAGACAGCCCUGAUGCUGGCCCUGUGCCUGGCCCUGCGCGAGCGCUACAACAUCGCCGCCGUCACCAACGACAUCUUCACGCGCGAGGACGCCGAGUUCCUGACCCGCCACGCUGCGCUCCCGGCCCCGCGCAUCCGCGCCAUCGAGACGGGUGGCUGUCCCCACGCCGCCGUGCGCGAGGACAUCAGCGCCAACCUGGCCGCCCUCGAGGACCUGCACGCCGAGUUCGGCACCGAUCUGCUGCUCAUCGAGAGCGGCGGGGAUAACCUCGCUGCCAACUACAGCCGCGAGUUGGCCGACUUCAUCAUCUACGUCAUCGACGUGAGCGGUGGCGACAAGGUCCCGCGCAAGGGCGGGCCGGGCAUCACGCAGAGCGACCUGCUGGUGGUGAACAAGACUGACCUGGCCGAGGCCGUGGGCGCGGACUUGGGUGUGAUGGAGAGGGAUGCGCGCAAGAUGCGUGAGGGUGGGCCUACUGUGUUUGCGCAGGUGAAGAAGGAUGUGGGCGUGGAUCAUAUUGUGAACUUGAUCUUGAGCGCAUGGAGGGCCAGUGGUGCUGAGGACGUGCAAAAGUCCAAAGGCGGUCCCACGCCCACGCCUGGCCUGGAUGCUCUGAAGAAGUGAAGUGGGAGGGGGCGGGGAUUGUUGGUCAUCAUCAUAAAAGGGAUUCAUAUAAUAAUUGAGCUCUAGUAUACGGCGGCGAUAUACCC
This is a messenger RNA of Cryphonectria parasitica EP155, 1221 nucleotides long. Its product is annotated as urease accessory protein UreG. Gene Ontology annotation, molecular function: nickel cation binding; GTPase activity. The record is from RefSeq and is a predicted model, not a curated record. The transcript has a single exon. The coding region runs from base 293 to 1135 and encodes 280 amino acids. NCBI's taxonomy places the organism in Eukaryota, Fungi, Ascomycota, Sordariomycetes, Diaporthales, Cryphonectriaceae.